Molecule: messenger RNA, 1436 nt
Organism: Carcharodon carcharias (great white shark)
Lineage: Eukaryota; Metazoa; Chordata; Chondrichthyes; Lamniformes; Lamnidae
Product: integral membrane protein 2C-like
Exons: 6
Coding region: 169-945 (258 amino acids)
Biological process (GO): negative regulation of amyloid precursor protein biosynthetic process
Cellular component (GO): Golgi apparatus; extracellular exosome; plasma membrane
Molecular function (GO): amyloid-beta binding
Source: RefSeq, a predicted model, not a curated record
ACACACACGCACACAAACCCUGAAACUUCCGGAAACCAAACGAAAGGGCAGAUCAGAAGCAGGAAGCGCAGGCAACUGGCGACGUUUUUCAUAUUUUAAAACAUAUAUUUUAAGAUCUGAGGAACGAGAGAGAGUUUAAUAUAUUCCCAUCACCCUAAACCAAAAAAAAUGGUGAAAAUCUCUCUCCCUGCAGCUCUGGGGCAGAAGCCGGAAAAAACAGAAAGCGAAGCGGACAAAACCGAGAUCCUCAUCCCCCAAGAUGAUGUGGACACUGUUCCAGCAAGAGCUCGGAAGUCGACCAUUAGUGGCUUCUGGUGCCUGACACUUGGAUUGGUUAUCCUUCUUUCUGGACUAAUCUUGGGGGCUGUCUAUGUCUACAAGCACUAUUUUGUUGCUCGGCACCCGCAAGAGAAUAUGUUUCACUGCAGGGUACUCUAUGAUGAAGAUUCAGCCUACGCACCAUUCAGAGCCGGGAUGCAACUGGAAGAGGAUGUAAGAAUUUACCUGGAAGAUGAAGUUGAAUUGAUUAAUGUCCCUGUGCCCCAGUUCAGAGGAGGAGAUGCUGCUGAUAUCAUCCAUGAUUUCCAGCAGAGGUUGACUGCUUAUCAUGACAUUUCUCUGGAUAAAUGCUACGUAAUUGAACUGAACACCACCAUUGUAAUGCCACCUCGCAAUCUCUGGGAACUGCUUGCCAAUGUUAAGAAGGGAACCUACCUGCCACAGACAUACGUUAUUCAGGAGGAGAUGGAAGUCACAGAACAAAUCAGCAACAUGCAGCAACUGGGUACCUUUAUCCACCGGCUGUGCAGUGGAAAAGAAACCUACAAGCUGAAACACAGGAAUGUUAAGAGAGCCAUUGAGAAGCGUGAUAUCAAGAAUUGCCAACGCAUACGACAUUUUGUAAACGUGUUUGUGGUUGAAACAUCCAUCUGUGAAAAGGACUGAACUCCUGAACUCAAUGGCUUACAGUAUCUAUUUUAUUCAAGGCACAGUUGCUUGCAGUUAUUCUUGCACUCAAGGUCAACAAUAUAUUAGUUUCCUGCACUCUUGUUCAUGUUUUUGUGAUGAUUAUGUAAACCUGCUAAUUAAGUGGUCACACUUGCAUUUUAACAUUGCAUUAGUUGCUUUUUGCAAUUCACCAGCCUUUAUGCUGAUGAACAAAUCAGAACAGAAAGGAUAGCCUCUUCCCACCUUUAACACUGCAUGGCUGUAUCUGUUGAACAUUUAAAUUAAGAGUAUGUAUUUCACAAAUUCAUAAUUCACAAGUUUCAGUUGAAAAGACAAGUAACAAAAUGACUAUUUCAACCAAAACGAGAAAAGAAAAAUAUACACCUGAGCCAAAAAUGAGUGUUGCGUAUAUUUAUGCUGUAAAUGUAGCAUAGAAGUAAAUGACAUGCUUGAAAGAAUAAAACUGAUGAAUGAAAAGUGGACUCAAA